Molecule: messenger RNA, 6900 nt
Organism: Chilo suppressalis (striped riceborer)
Lineage: Eukaryota; Metazoa; Arthropoda; Insecta; Lepidoptera; Crambidae
Source: the annotation of a GenBank genome assembly
UCCAAACCUACGCUCUGAGUGCAACUGUUUACCCUGACAUUUCAAUUAAAAAAUAAAAUGUAUGAAACAUGUCAAUUUUGACAGACUACUGUUUGUUGCACCUUUGACCGUAGGUUUGAAACGUAGCUUUGUUUUUCUGUUUUAUGGAAAAUACAUAUUGAAAAUCAAGAAUUUUACAGAGUUUAACUGUAAUAGAGUUAAAUAGUGCUUUUUAUGAUAAAGUAAGCGAUUUAAUUAAAGUGUACACAUCACUGUCAUGUGAUUUUUUCAGUGUUUUCUGCAGAAUUUUUUGAAAUGUGUGAUAUUGAAGAACCGCCAACGAAGAUGUCUAAAUUCGACGAGAUGUCCCAAACAUAUACCCAAGAAGAGGAUGUAGAAGAAGGCCAGGAAGAAGCUCAGGAAGAGUGGUUGAGCGAAGAAAUGCUCACCGAUGAGGACGGUAACACCACUAUAGAGCAGGACCCUAGCGACAGUGCAGUCGGUAACAACACUCAAGUGAGCCAAGACAAUACCAACCUUAGCUCGAACGACACAAGCUCUAAACUCGACCAUUCCCAGAUUGAGGAGGCGCUCAAUAAUAUGGACAGUGAGCAGGACGACCUGCCCGAUGUGCUGAACACAUUCCUGGUGAUGAAGAAAGGCAAUAAGACGGAGAGUAAACCCGUAGCUCAAGAGGAAUCUGAUGGCAACGAUACCGAUGAUCUGUUGAGAAUGCUAGAGGAUGACGUUAAGAAGACGACAAAGAAGGUGAAGGUCGUGAGUGCAAAAGACAAGGAAGAUAAGAAGAAAGCAGAGCAGGAGACCUCUAGCGACGAUGAAGACGAUUUUGUUUUUGAGGGUGCAUCAGUGCAGCAGCUGCGGAUAGCUCACAGUGUCCUCAUGAAGAAGCUGCCCGCCUCUAAAGCAGUCCCCGAAGACUCCAGCAAUGAUGAUGACGAUGAGGAUUCAACAGACAAACCUGUCGUCAGGAGAGUAAAAUUCGCCCGCAAAUCCGGCAACUACGCAGCUAAAAGUACAAGCAAGCCGCAGAAACCACAAUCGCCAAUCAACAAACAACGAGUCAGAAUCACUCGUAGCGCCUCCAACGCUUCCCGAACUCAAACCCCCACCCAAACUUCUAAAACCCCCACCCAAAUUUCUAAAACCCCUACCCAAACAUCUAAAACCCCUACCCAAACUUCUAAAACCCCUACCCAAACUUCUAAAACCCCUACCCAAACUUCUAAAACCCCUACCCAAACUUCUAAAACCUCUACCCAAACUUCUAAAACCCCUACCCAAACUUCUAAAACCUCUACCCAAACUUCUAAAACCCCUACCCAAACUUCUAAAACCUCUACCCAAACUUCUAAAACCCCCACCCCAACUUCUAAAACCCCUACCCAAACCCCUAAAAAUACUCCCAUAGGUAAUAAUAAGACGACUACAUUGAAAUCGAAGAAUGAAUUAGCGAAUGAAACUGCUAAGAAGACCAUACUUACAUUUGGCAACAAUGUUACACUGAAAAUGAAUACAUCAUCUCCAGUGCAGCAAUAUACCAACAAGAACCUCAAGAAGCCCAUCCUGAAGUCAUCACCGGCCCCCAAACCGGUCGACAAACCAGUAGCCAAACCGGUCGAGCAACCAGUGGUCAAACAGCUCAACAAACCGGCGAUCAUCAAGAGAGUUGUCAUUAACAAGAAUGUAACAGAGAAGUCAGAGACUCUGAAGGUGGCGAAACCGGCCGUACGCCUGGAGUCAGAGGAGAUCAUCAACGAAGACGAGUUCCUUGAAGAUGAUGACUUCGAUCUGGAUGAGGAGUUUGCCGAUGAGUCUGACACUGAGUUGGACAAACGCGCCAUCAAGCAACGCAUCAUGAGACCGGAGCAAUUGGACGAAGAAAUGUUCUCAGACGGUGACUCGAUGUCGGAAGAGGAGAGCCUCUUCGAUGACCUGCCGUCGUCAGACAGCGAUUUGGACGACUGGUUCACGCUGGACAUCCGGGACGAACGCGCCGGUGAUUAUUUACCUCUCUUGGGUAAUAGGGCAUUAGAACUGCUACUAGGUGAGAAGAAACGCGUAGCCAAUCGCGUGGAAACACUGAAGCAGAGCCUCGAAUCUUUGUCCAACAGCGCCAUAAUACAAGCGAACAAAAUAAGGAGUGCGAAUGGCGACCUCGCCGAGAUAGAAGACAUGAUUAAAGCUGCCUGAGAUAGCGAAUAAACUUGAACUACCCUCUAUAAUACCCUAAUAAUGGUGCCACCAUUCAUUAAUUAAGAAGUACUAUUUACAGUGAGCGCGCGAGUUGAAUGCAGAGCUUAGGAAUGCGCUAGUGAUGUGACCCAAUUAGAAUUAUCGAUGUCUAUAAUGAGUAUGAAUAAAUAAAUAAUAAAUAAAUAAAUCUUUAUUUAAUAUCAAUAUAUAUAUAUAAAACUCAAAGGGGACUGACUGACAUAGUGAUUAAUCAACGCACAGCCCAAACCACUGGACGGAUCGGGCUGAAAUUUGGCAUGCAGGUAGAUGUUAUGACGUAGGCAUCCGCUACGAAAGGAUUUUGAUCAAUUCUACCCCCAAGUGGAUAAAAUAGGGAAUGAAAGUUUGUAUGAAACUUUGUCAAUUUAAACCGAUCGCGCUGAGACUUUGCAUGCAGGUAUAAGAUGAAUCAUAGAUGAAUGUCAUUGUGUAUAAUACAAGCCUGAGAACAAAAACUGUAGUCUACACUUCAGCUCUACACCGAAGCGAAGCGAGGUCGGGCCACUAGUUAUCUAUACAGUAUUCUAUCUUCAUACAAACGGUCGGAAAGCGUGUCAUACCUACGCCACUCGAGUUCGCGCGGCACCCGGUGGGCAUCCAGUCGCGAAUGCGCCGCAGCGACGACCGAACGGUGUCAAUAGUUUUUUAAGCAGUUAGCCGUGCUUAAACGUGCGAUUUCGAUUGUGAAUAUUAGAUUGAAUUAAUUAGAUAACUUCAAAAUUUAAUAUGGCAAAGAGCAAUAGUCGAUAUGGUGCUGUUUUUGGUUGCUUGAACUCUUCAAUAAAUAAAUAUGCUUAUAAAAUAAAUAAAAUUAUAACUAUAAUUGCUAUUUCUUCUUUCAAAUGUUUAAUACUUGAAAAAGUAUUCAUUUGACAUUGUGGGUUACCUACAAUGCGAAGAGAUGGCGCUGCCUUGCAGCUUAAGGCUAGGAAAAUAUCGACGCGGCUAAUAGGGCCGUGGUAGCAUAAUGGUCAGUGCAUUCGCCCGGAUAGCGAAGGAUGCGGUUUGAGUCCCGUCCGCUGCCUGGUCCGCGUGGAUUUUUUUUCUAGUAAACUUUUCUUUAGAUUUAAACAUCUAGCAGUUAAAUGCUUAUAAAAUAAAUAAAAUAUAACAAUAAUUAAACUUUUUGUACGAAUGCGUAUUUAUUAUACUAUUAAAUUUAAUAAUAAAGCUUUUCGUACGUCUCAGUCGCGGCGUAAAUAUUUUUCUGUCUCUAAUCUAUAUUUUUUUUUAUUAAAUAUUAUAAUUAAAAUAACAUGUAUUUUAUGUAGCACUUCCUAAUUCAUUCACAAUUUUUUUUUACAUAUGAAAUAAAAUAUCUACACUACAAUCACAAAAGUAGAAAGAAACUCAAUUAUGUACAUGAAAUUAAAAUACUGUAGCCCUACUGCGUGGAUACGCCCCGCUCGGCCGUAGUCAGUUAUUUCAAGGACAGGGCCGAGUCACAAUACUGUAUAGAUAAUAUUACCGUGCCUCAGGCCCCCACUUCAUUCAACUCGCGCGCUCUCUGUAGUAAGUUUUUCACCUCCAUUCCUAUUAUAAGAAAAUAAAAAACGGUUGUCUGUAAAGUCGGUUUACUGACGAUAGUUGAACGUGACAACGUUUUUUACAAUAUACAUAGUUUUCACAACUAUGAAUGUGCUUUGAGCAAUUGUUUUACAAAUUUAAACAUGUGUGAUAACAUUACAUUUAUCGCCACAAUUAUUGUUGCUAUAAACAAUUGGCACCACAUUCACUUGUCACUGCACUUCAUACUUACGAAAACAUGUCAAUAAAUGUAUUAUUGUAUAGCAGCUGUCCACGCGGACGCAUCGCUCACUCAGGUAGGAGAGAGACAGAUGUCGAACGCUGCUGAACGCGGAGGCCGAUUGUGCCUCUUUGUCGCUCGUUGCGUGCUCUCGCUUGCACUUCAAGCCUUAAAUGGAACGCCUAAGAGCGAGGUAACGCCGCAUGAGUCAUGUUUUUUCGUGCGUACAGCCGGCUCUAUCGAAUUAUAAGACGUUGUCAGGUCAAUAAGGAUACGCCGACAUCUGUUUAAUGUUUAUCUGACAUUUUCACUAUGUUCAUGUUUCGUAACUAUAUUUUUAAAUUUAACUGCUAGAUGUUUAAAUUUUCUUUAGAUUUCAACAUCUAACAGCUAAAUGCUUAAAAAAUAUAACUAUAGUUGGUAUUACUUCCUUAAUAUUUUUUACACUUGUAAAGGUAGAAAAAAUAUAACUAGAAAAAGUUCCACGCGGACCAGGCAGCAGACGGGACUCGAAUCCGCACCCUUCGCAAUCCGGGCGAAUUUACUGACCAAUUAUGCUACCGCGGGCCUGAUGGCCGCGUCGAAAUUCUCCUAGCCAUUCUUAAGCUGCAAGGCAGCGCCAUCUAUUCGCACUGUAGGUAACCCACAAUGUCAAAUGAAUACUUUUACAAGUAUUAAACAUUUGAAAGUAAAUCUAUAAUUUUCAAGUUAUAUUUUCUUUAGAUUUAAACAUCAAGCAGUUACAUGCUUAAAAAUAUAAAAUUAUAACUUGUAAAGGUGUUCAUGUGACAUUGUGGAUUACCUAUAAUGCGAAGAGAUGGCGCUGCCUUGCAAUCUAAGAAGUACUAAAGAAAAUGCAACACGGAAAAUUAGGGGCCCGGUAGCAUACUGGUCAGUGCAUCCGCCCGGUUAGCGGAGGGUGCGGGUUCGAGUCCCGUCUGCUGCCUGGCCCGCGUGGAAUUUUUUCUAGUUAUAUUUUCCUAAGAUUUAAACAUCAAGCAGUUACAUGCUUAAAAUAUUUAAAUUAUAAGUAUACUAUUUCAGAUUACAGCUUAUGUGUUCCCAAUACGACGAUAAAUUGAGGACACCCUAUAGCUAUACAACACCAGUGCUUGCGACUUGGUCUGCGUGGAAAAAUUAAUUUCCCGUAAAAAAAUCUACCUAUCCCACCCCUUUUCACUCUCUUGAAGGAUGAUUUCUGGGAUGAAAACUUAUGUCCUUUCCUGGCACUCAAAUUAUUUCUAUACCAAAUUUCAUCUUAUUUGAUUCAGCGGUUUAAAAGUGAAAAAGUAGCAGACAGGAAGACAGACACAAUAGGCAUGAUGACGGGAUACAGUAAAUGAAAUUCUAUUUAGUCCGUCAGUUAAAUGAUCAAAAAAUAAUGGAUACGUAAUUUUUUCUUUGGGCAAUCAACCAAAAAAUGACAAAGUUAAAGCGCGUCAAAGUUUGGGAGUAGGGGCUCGUGACGUCACUUUUAAGUGAAAAUUGUACCAAAACGUGACGUCAUGCGACUUUUCAAAUCAAUAUAUCUCGGCAAUGUUUAUAUUAUGUGCAGACCCGUCUUUCCCAGUGGGCACUUUGGGCUAGUGCCCAGGGCCCCGCGAUCGAUAGGGGGCCCCCUCAGAUCAAAUACAAAGUCCCUAGUUCCUGUUAAAUCACCAAACGGAAGUCAUAGGGCCCCAUUAUCCUAAUAUGCCCAGGGCCUCCAAUAGGUCAAAGACGUCACUGAUUAUGUGAUAAAAAUAAAAAAAAUACGUGUCCAAUACUUUUCGAUAAUACCUGAUAAAGGAAGAAAAAAAAUUAGUCAUCAUUCCGAUUUCGCAUUUAUAGUAUUAGUAAGGAUAAUAUUAAUAGCAGAGUAUAGUACCUUGUAUAAUAUCUUGUUUACACCAAGGUAAUGAGAUUAUUAAUCUGUACAGGGUUUUUUUUUUAUAGUGAGGUAGGCAAAUGACUGCCCCACCUGAUGUUAAGUGGUGAUAAAGUCCAAACGCGAAGAUAGCUGGUACAGGAAAUAGGAGUUAUAAACUGCUACACCAACCAUCCUAACCUCUUCAGCCCCAGCCCCCGGGGACGUAUGGAAUAGCGUCACCCCGGGACUGGGUCUGACAAAACAGUUAAAAAAACACAUAUAAUAAACAAACCAAAUAACCCAGACCACCUUAUUAAAGCGAAGAAAAUAGAAUAAUUAAAAAAAAAAAACCAUCCUAACCUUGCCGGCCUGCAAAAAUGCUUCUUCACGCCUCUCUUAAAGGACCCCAGAUUAUAGGAAGGAGGGAACACGUGCACGGGUAAAGAAUUCCACUUACGAAUAGUAAUAUUAAUUAUGAAUAGUAAUUUUACAUUUCGGUCGAUUAGCUGGUGCAUUUUGUUAUGAAACAGCCGAUUUUUUUUUCGCGAUUUCAGAGUUGGUCCCGUAAUACAAGUUGUUCCUGUUGAUGGGUAGAAUCACCCCCUAAGAGGUUGUUGGUGUUUUAAAAUUUACCUUGUAUAGAGGAUGCUGUCGCAUUUAGGGCCUGCGCUGUGUUAAGCGACGGGAGACCCGCUGCAUGAAGCGCUGCUUUGUGAAAUAAAUAUGAAAGUGCACGCGUAAUUCAAAGUCGGUCAUUGGAUUGGUGACCAAAAAUUUACUAUCUCGAGCUCCUCCGUGCUUCGGAAGGCACGUUAAGCCGUCGGUUCCGGCUGCAUCUGCAGUCGUUAGCACCCACCAAUCCGCACUGGGCCCGCGUGGAGGGUCAUGGCCCAAUCUCCCUAUUCCAUCCAUAGGGAAGGCCUGUGCCCCAGCAGUGGGGACAUUAAUUGGCUGAUGAUGAUGAUGAUGACGCGUAAAGGACGUCCGCUCCGUGUUCCCGCUUUACGCAGCGCACGCCCUACUAAAAAAUGUAAAAUUAUUUUAAUUUUUUGAAACUUUUGAAUUUACACAC